Coregonus sp. 'balchen' is the source of this 5261-nucleotide messenger RNA. The record is from the annotation of a GenBank genome assembly. NCBI's taxonomy places the organism in Eukaryota, Metazoa, Chordata, Actinopteri, Salmoniformes, Salmonidae.
AUGACCAGUUACAACAACCUGAGUAAAGAGAGAGACCAGCUACAGACCAUCCGCAACAACCUGAUUAACAAGAAAGACCAGCUACAGACCAGCCACAACAACCUGAGUAAAGAGAGAGACCAGUUACAGACCAGCCGUAACAGCCUAACUAAGGAGAGAGACCAGCUACAGACCAGCCGUAACAACCUGAUUAACAAGAGAGACCAGUUACAGACCAGCCGUAACGACCUGAUUAACAAGAGAGACCAGUUACAGACCAGUUGUAACAACCUAACUAAAGAGAGAGACCAGUUACAGAGUGAAACAGAAAGUCUGAAAGAGUCGUUAUCGGGCAAAGGGUACUGUCCGCAAUAAUGGAUGAAGUUUGGCUGCAGCUGUUACUACCUCUCCACUCUGAAUCGAAACUGGGAGGAGAGCAGACUGGACCACUGCUUUCAAUAAAUAACUUCAAUAAAUAAUUAUCUUCUCUUCUGUCUCUCCCUUCCCUCUCUUCACCUCUUAUCUCCUCUCCUCUCUUCUGUUCUCUCAAUUCCUCUCCUCUGUUCUCCUCUAAUUUCUUCCCCUCUCCUCUCCGCUCAUUUCAUUACCUCUCCUUUCAUUUCCUUUCCCCUCCUCCUCUCCCCUCCGCCUCUGAAGCCCCAGAUCCAUUCUACCAGUCGGUACUGUAUCAGAGCAGCUGGUGUCUCUUGGUGAUCCACAGGUGGCACCAAACACACAUCCUCUAGGCAACCUCUUAUCACUCAGGUUCAACCCAGAGAGAGAGCUUUGGGAAAUAUUUGCAUACUCAUCUUAGACAUCUCUCUCUCUCGCUCUCUCUCAUGCACAUGCAUACACACACACACUAUCUCUCUCUCUCUCACAAACACACACACACACCCCAAAGGGUUGGAAGCAAAGGGUCAGCCAUGGUACAGCGCCUUUGUAAAAAGCAGAAGUGAAAGGUCUUUUUACACGCUAUCUCUGCCUCUCUUUCUCGUAAAAUGUAUAUAUGACCAUCUAGCAUGGUUUCUGCUAUAUUCCCCUGCCAGCUACUACUCUCCAGGAAAUCCUAUUAAAGCCAUUAUCAUACAUUCUCUCCUGUCAGCCAUUGGAGAGCUGACUGACAGUUUGAGAGAGAAAGUGGAUGAAGAUAAUGUAUAAUGGAAAAAGAUGGAGUCUUGGUACAAUAUGGGCCCCUAUUUUUCUGUUAUUGGUAAUGGACACUUGACCUUUCAUUCUUUAAAACACAAAGCUCUGUAUCUCAACACCUGCACAUUGUUUGCCCGCACUCAAAUGCAUGUGUGCAGUUAGGCUGUAGACAGGGCACCAGGUUAGACACUGGCACACAUGCACACAUGCAUGUGUACAGUUAGGCUGUAGACAGGGCACCAGGUUAGACACUGGCACACAUGCACACAGACACACACACACACACACACACGCACACACACACACACACACACACACACACACACACACACACACAGACACAGACAGAGAGACGGUAUUGUUUAAUGUAAGUGACUAAGUGGUGUUUGACCUGUGUUUAGUGAAGUAAACAGACAUACAGACAGUAGACAUGGAGUAGAACCCUGGGGACAGGCUCAGAGAGAGAGAGAGAGAGAGAGAGAGAGAGAGAGAGAGGAGGGAGAGAGAGAGGAGGGAGAGAGAGACAGAGAGAGAGAGAGAGCGAGCGAGAGAUAGCGAGGAGAGAGAGGAGAGAGAGGAGAGAGAGCGAGAGAGAGAGAGGAGAGAGAGAGAGGAGAGAGAGAGAGAGAGAGAGAGGAGAGAGAGAGAGAGAGAGGAGAGAGGAGGGCGAGCUGAACAAGCUUUUGAUUGGGCUCCCUUGGAGGGCCAUUGUUGAGGUUUAGGAUGCCUGGUUGUCCCUUAUGGAUGAAUCCUGCUUGUGCUCCUAUCGAGCGCUCUAAAAGCCUCCACCAGUGGGAUCAUCAUGUGUGCCAACAGCCAUGCAGCGUGGAACACCAACCAGCGUGGAACACCAGCCAGCGUGGAACACCAGCCAGAAUGGAAAACCAGCCAGCAUGGAACACCAGCUAGCAUGGAACACCAGCUAGCAUGGAACACCAGCUAGCAUGGAACACCAGCUAGCAUGGAACACCAGCUAGAGUGGAACACCAGUCAAUAUGGAACAAAUAGAGGCUUAACACUGCUUAGGGACAGGCAGCUCCAUGUCUCUGUCUGCCUGACUGUCUGUCUGUAUGUCUGUCUGUCUCGCUCUGUCUGCCUAACUGUCUCUAUAUGCCUGUCAUUUGAAGUGAAAUAGUACAUGGUAUCCUUGUAAAGAUAAUGAAUAUGAGGUAAUAAAAUGCUGAAGUUCCUCUUUAAACAAAGUUGACCACCGGAGUUUCACAUAGUGUGAAGCAAACUAUUAAAAUCUUCUGAGAAAGACGCAAACAUACAUUUCCCACACCAGGCAGGUAUCAAUUGAUAAGCCACAUAAAGUGAACCUUUUGCGAAGUGAUGUCAAUGCAUUGUGUUCAAUGUGUGUGUGUGUGAGUGUGUCUGUGAGCGUGUGUGUGUGUACGUAUGUGUGUGUGUGAGAGUGUGGUGGGUAUGGGUGCAGGUAGACAGCCAGUGAUCACUGCAUGAAAAUAGGUGUUUCCGGGUAUUUUCCAAACUGUACACAUUCAGUGAAAUUUGUCGUGAGCGGGUGCACACUCCUGACCACGCACUGGCACAAGCAUUUCAGGGAUCGUACACUCCCGAUGUAAAAAAGGCCAUUCGUUUUCACCUAACCUUCCCCAGAGUCCCAUUAAGGUGGAUAUCUCUCCAUCUCAGCUGUCAAUCACAGCUCUGAAGUUUCAGCCAAUCAGGAUGCCUGAAUGCACAUUUGGACACUGCACCCGCCCACUCUAGCUCAGAGUGUUUAUGUCGUUCCAAAAAGAAGACGCAGGUUUUGGCUUGCGACCAAGGUUUUUCAUUGUGUUUACUAGGAAGAUUGUGCGUGCAUCCAAGAAAGUGAGUUGUGGGGUUUAUUGUUGGGAUGUUUUAUGCUACGCAAUGAUGAUUGACUGCAAGUAAUUUACAGUAAGUUACCAUGUAACAUCUGUAACUGUAUUAUUGUACUGCUGUUAUCCUGCAGUUUAUGUACAUUUCAGAUACUCCAUGUGCAUGUUGUUUAUAUUGCCUAAGUGCCAGUAUCACCUUGAUUGCAUGAGUAUCUGCGCAGUGGAUGCAUAUUUGUGUAGAGUCAUUUGUAUAGUCUGUAUGCGCAUGAUACCGCAGCGUUUUCAUAGUAGCCAUUAUUGUUGCCAUUUGCAUGUGCAAGGGCAAGACUCUAGAACAGUCUAGAUUAGAAGGUUCAGACCUGGAGCUUGUGCAGGUGCAGUAUAAUUUAUGACUCCAGAGACAGAUCUGAUAAGAUCCCCACCAGGUCUGAGAGGGACAUAAAUCUAGCAUGUCAGAGUAAUUACUUAUCGCUCUCUCUCUCUCCAGUGAGAUGUUUAUACACAUGUUGAUGUUUAUUUGCUGUGUGAAUAUCCCUGUUCAGAUGUAAUGUUAGGACAUUCAUUCCUGUAUAGAUAUUCCUAUUGUUUAUUUUCCAACACUGUAUAUCUGUUCUUACCUUUCAGAACCACAAGUCCAUUCCUAAUUGUAACCACAAAGAUACUUCAAUGAUGCGUGUGUGUGCAACUGUGUGGUGGUGACCUAGAGAAUAAAGCUCUGGGUAUGAAAACAUCUGCCUGGUUCCUGCCGGACUGCCUGUAGUGGGUCAGACCAAAGUAAAGUCAGCAUUACGUCAUUAGCUGGUGAGGGCUCAGAAGCCAACCGCUCAGACGGCUCCAGCUGGCUGUUUUUACACCCAAUUACGCAUUAACAAGGAUUUCUGGGAUAGUACACUCCCGAUUCAUGUAUGUUAACUUAAACUGACAUUUUCUGGUGUGUAAACUGCAUGACAUUUGCGCUUGGAAAGAGUAGACAUCAUAGCGUAAUAUCAGUACACACCCAACCAACUAGCUAGUACCACUCACGUUGGGGCGGGAAUAUUUGAAUUUCAGUGUCAGUUAGCUAGAGAGAUCCACUUACGUCCGUAGAGAUCCACUCACUGCCUGUCCGCAAUAUUAGCUGUGAUUUCAAUGAGAAGACUUCAACAACACUUUCAACAAAGUCGACUACGAAGGACUUCAAAAUAACCGAUGUAAGGGAACAAUGUACACAGUAGGUCUAAUGUUAGUGUGGUGGCUGUACAUUUCAAGUAUUUACUAGCUAGCUAACAUUAGUCAGCUGAAUUAAGUGCCAGUGAUGAAUAAACAUAUUUUAGCUAGCUAGCUACUUUGUGUGAAGCAGGAUUUUAGGGGCUAGUUGUUGCAAGCUAGCUAACUUUGAUCUUGUGAGUGUAGGGAAAAAACGUGUGAUUAAUAUUGAAGCAUAGAGGUGUUUUAUGGAGACAUAAAAAAAUAUUGUACUCAAUAUCCCUACACCCCAGUCUCCUCUGCUUCCUCCCAGGGAGGAGGAACACCCUAAACCCCUCGCUCCGGGACUCACAGGUCAGUCUUGGGGUGACCAUGUUGGGGUGACAUUUUUUUAGUCUUUGGAAGAUUAUUUAAAAAUGAACAUUUUUAAUAAAUAACAUGAGGUUAUGGCAUAACAGCUCAGUUAGAGUUGAGCAAUUAUCCAUGUGUUGUUAUUAUAAAAAAGUAUAUAUUUUUUAUAUUAAUUAGGAUCGCAAUCAAUGUGGCAACUUUGGUAUUAUCAAAACCCUCUGUAAUUGUGUUUCUGUCAGACAUGUUGUAUACAGCACUGGGUCGUUGACCAGCAGUGGCUACCCUCCCCAGGACAUGUUGCCCUCCUGUUCCUCCUCUGCUGUCUCUUCCUCAGUCGGGGCAUACAAAGCUCCCCGUUACCCGGAGGACCCCCAUGCACCUCCUCAAGAACCCUAUCACAAGGGUCACCCCACGAACCCCCCUACUGCCCCCUUACAUCCUAAUGAGCCCCAGCUCUACCCACAUAUGCAUUGCCACCCCCUGCACCCCAGUACGAGCAGCCCCCUCUGGCAGAACGGGACAGAGAGAAGGACAGGGACAGAGACCGGGACAGGGACUCAGGAGGGAGGUAUGGUGCCAGUGGGAUCGGCUCUAGAAGUGAAUCUUACCAGGAGGCCAACUCUUCUUCAAAGUAUUCCCACCACUCGCAUCACUCAGAGUGAGAGUGAGGGGAGAGGGGCUAAAGACGGGACAACAUGGGCUCCAGAGACCACUGCAGACACCGUAACCACCACUCACACAACCAUAGCCGCAGCAGUAGCAGCAGAGCAGCCAUGA